UUAUGGAGGCUGCAGCCGUGGAAAAUGAAGAUCUCCUCUGUGGUCUUCGCUCUCCUGACUCGAGCACUGCUUGGAGAUUUGUGUUUGGCCAUCAAUGUCACCAUCACGCCCUCUCCCUUCACGGUGGCCGAGGAGGGUCAAAACAUCACACUGUCCUGCGUUGUGUCCCAGCGAAGGAGAAAUGCUGCCCUACCUGUGGUGAAAUGGACCUUCUUACCUGCAGGUACAGACCGGCCAGAGGAUGAGCUCCUCAUCGCUCGGGUCAACAUGAGGAAGGCCCGUUUUUAUGGCAACUACACAAAGAGCUUCCAAUGGCCCAAAAUGAAACUGACAGUGGUGAAGCAGGGGAAGAUCUUUGACCUGCUUAUCUUGAAUGUGUCUGAGGGGGACCGAGGGCUCUACAUGUGCCGGGUGCAGGAGUUUAAAAAGAACCAGGACCGCUGGAAGGCCUCGUCUAACUGCACAGCAGCUACUGAACUCAGAGUUCAUGUCCUGCCAUCCACCAAGGCCAAGGAAAGCCUGUGGAGCUUGUUUGAAGAUGUGUACCUGUGUGCGGUGCUGAUCUGCUCAGUGGGUCUGCUGUGUAUGUGCAUGUUCACAGUGACAGUUACCUGCCAGUACAUACAGAGGAAGCAGAGAUUAAAAGACAACUACCACCUAGUCAAGAGCCCACAAAACAGUUCAGGAGAGACUGUCACCAGUUUUGUCAGUGUGUCUCCUGCCCUGCCUAAGAAAGAAAGGAGGUACAGAAAGAAACGGAGCAGAGACUAUCAAGAGGAAACGCCACCAGAGAUUCCAGCUAAAGCUCCCAUUGUCGAGAAAACACGGAAACCCAAACUUUUAAAACCACAGCCGAGGAAAGUAGUGCUGCCGAGGAUAGUGGAGGAGAAUCUGACCUACGCAGAGUUGGAUCUGGUAAAGCCUAUUCCAGAAGCCAAGGCAUCGAGUAGCGGCACUGUGUAUGCUCAGAUUCUGUUUGAGGAGCAGCAGCUAUGAAAUAAGACACACACAUCUACACACACACCACUAGUUACUGUGCCUUAUGUAAAAAGUACUGUCUAUUUAUAGUCUGUAUUGUUUUGUAUUCAAAAUGUGUAUUGUCCUCCAGUCAUGAGCAGUU
This is a messenger RNA of Cheilinus undulatus (humphead wrasse), 1120 nucleotides long. RefSeq names its product V-set and transmembrane domain containing 4b (gene vstm4b). The record is from RefSeq and is a predicted model, not a curated record. The transcript is spliced from 8 exons. Lineage: Eukaryota; Metazoa; Chordata; Actinopteri; Labriformes; Labridae. The coding region runs from base 25 to 996 and encodes 323 amino acids.